AUGACGAAAAGACACGCGGCACCUCACGUGAAUCGGAGGCAACAGUCCCCCCUGUAUCUAACAUACCGGUACGAUGCGAAUUCGUACUCGUACUUCUAAGUACGGGUAACAGAAACCUAGGGACUCUAGAAUCUUCCUCGUCGAUCGAUCGAUCGAUCGAUCGAUUGGAUAGCGGCUGCUUUGGAGAGCUACAUUACGUUCCGUAUUCUUACGAUCAGUUGCCGGCACAACAGGCGAUAGAUAGAAACCGUCACCGAAACCGAAAUCAUUUUUGUCAGCAGCAAUAUGAAGGCCUUUAUCGGAAUUUUGUGGGCACUGAUGAGCCUUGCGGUGGCCGUUGCCUCCCAGCAAUACUACGACGACUACGGGGACGACAACGCCGCGGCUGGCGGAGACUACUACCAGCAACAGGACUACGGCGGUGAUUACGGAGAUUACUACGCCGAGGACGGCGGCGACGGAGCCGGGGGAGAUACCCUAUACUCCGAUUACGCCAAGCACCAGGAGGAAAAGGCUAUGGGAGUCAAGGGCGGAUUGUAAGUAACGAACGAACGAACGAACGAACAAACCAAACGAAAACAGCAAGUGCAAUAUGAUCAUCAAAGCGUGAAAGUUCUCCAGAGGAGAUUGAGAGAAAUAAUAGAAUACGUGAGGGACAGUAACAAUAUCAGAUUCGGGUGUUGUGGGCUUGUUGUGAUGUUUUGUACACAUGGCAUAAGGCGGGAAUCCUGCAUGAUUGUACCGUUUCGGUUUGAGACAGGACCGUGACCAUCUAUAUGGAAGGAUUGAAUCAGAGCGGUUUGGACAUUCAAGCACAUCACUCAAAAUUGGUGGAGGGGCAAGGUGGAGGAACAGCAAAUGGAUGGAUGGAUUCUGAUCGGUUAUUCGGUCGGUGUGUAAUAAGAAGGAAAGAAACAAUUUUGUUUCGUGAGAUGACAUCAUACGCAGCAACAGAUAGUAUCCAACCGACAAAAACUUGUGCCUUGCAUGGUAUUCUAUUCUACUGCAGCCCGAUGAAUUCCGCUAUCUUGCUCUCUUUCUCCGGAGCACAAAUCAAUCUCCGGAAAAAGAACCUCACGCAAACGACCACACGAGAUAUGUUUUUCGUUUCGAUAGUGCAGCUGCACGCUGUUCAAAAAUAGCUUUCGUUUCUCUUUCGAGAAAACUCAUUCGUCUCACAUCGCCCUUUUUUUUUUUCUUUCUUUCUUGUUUACUUUGGUACAUUCGAUGCCAUGAAUUCCAAUUUUUGAAACGGCAACAAAACCAACUCAAUCGCAAUUUGGAUGAAUCCUCAAUGCAAUCCACGGAACUCAACGCAACCAUAAACGCAACUGCAACCAUAUUAUAGAAAUCCUAUGUUGAAAAACGCUGCGUAUGGCGCCGCCGGCUGGUUCGUCGGGGCCAAGUUCCACUCCCGUCGCGCCGUCAAAAAGGCCACUGUGCUGGCGGGCAAGCAACAACAAAAACUCUACGAGCGAUACGUCAAAGACGUCUCCGCCCUCCAGCUGCAGAACGCCCAGCUCCAGGAAUACAUCCAGCAGACUACCAUCCAGCAGCUCACGGAAGAAUUCCUCCAGGCCGAUACCAAUAACGACCGCAAGGUCUCCCGGCUGGAAUUCGAGCGGUACAAGGCCGAUUACCUCAAGAAGCACCCCGAGGCAGAUCCCAGCAUGUUUCCCAGGUUCGAGGAUUUUGAUCCCGACCACAACGGAAUGGUCACCCUCCAAGAGCACGAGGAUUACUACCGCCAACAGGGCAUGAUUGCGUAAAUUAAAGAACCGGACAGUACUGCGCAGUAAUAUGGAGUAAAACAAUUAUAAUAGCAAGCAGAUGUGCCUUAGCUACAAUAGAAAAACCGCUAUCAC
Molecule: messenger RNA, 1865 nt
Organism: Pseudo-nitzschia multistriata
Lineage: Eukaryota; Bacillariophyta; Bacillariophyceae; Bacillariales; Bacillariaceae
Source: the annotation of a GenBank genome assembly